AUGGAUGACUCCGCCUUUAGCACGUCCGAAGUCGACAUAAACACGCAAACGAUCCUCCUCUACGCAUCGAACCAUGAUCUCGGCUCUCUAAAACCACUCUUACGAAUCCCUGGAAACGCAACUGUCCAAGAUCCAGAGACGGGGUAUACGCCUUUACAUGCGGCUAUCGCUGCCUGUGGGCCGACAUCCACUUCUUCCAAUGCUGCCAGUACAGUAACAGGGGACGUGGAAAGAUCGCCGAGAGAGGGGGGAGCUGUAGGGGAGGCAGAUGCGGAAGCUGUCGAUAUCCAAAAGGCCGCUGCGGUAGUAAAGGAAAUAUUCAUAUCAGGCGCAAUAUGGAAUGACCUGGAUGCGAAUAAUGAGACGCCAGGGUGUCUCGCGUGGAGGCUAGGUAGGAAAGAGUUAUAUGAAAUGUGUGUUGAGGCUGGAGUUAGGGCUGAGAUAUUACUUGGGUUGAUGGGGAAGUAUGAGGCAUUAGGUUCUGAUUCUGAAGAAGAUGAAGAGGGCGAGGAAGAAGAAGCCGCUGAAGAAACCAAGGAAAUUGACAAGGGAGCAGAAGCAAAUCGAACUAUUAAUGACUGCGAUGCGGAAAAAGAACGGGAGAAAAGGGAUGUGAAUUCAGAAGACUACCUGCGCUCAACCCUUACCUUCGACGACGACAAACUCCUGGACGCGGAUAGAAAUGGCAUAAUGAUGGCCUGGGAAACCGAUAUAAUGCGGCGCUCUGUCGACGCCCUCCUCCCUCCCCCUUCCUCCCCGGGAAAUCGAAUCCUCAACAUCGGCUUUGGAAUGGGAAUCAUCGACCGCAUGCUAGCCUCUACAAAACCACUCACACACCACAUAAUCGAAGCCCAUCCCGCCGUACUAUCAAAACUCCAGUCUGCCGCUUCGGAUUUUGGGCCAACCUGGGAAUCGUCCGCCCCAGAGGGAGGAAGCUAUAAAGUUCAUGCAGGGAAGUGGCAGGAUAUACUUCCGACCUUGCUUACGGAUGGUUUGGUCUUUGAUGCAAUUUAUUUCGAUACCUUUGGUGAGGAUUACAGUGCACUGAAAGACUUUUUUACGGAGUAUGUCCCAGGACUAUUGGAUUCCGAGGGUAGAUUUGGGUUUUUUAAUGGGCUUGGAGCGGAUCGGCGGGUUUGUUAUGAUGUUUAUACAAGGGUUGUAGAGUGUGAUUUGGCGGACGCGGGAUUGGAUGUUGAGUGGGAGGCUAUCGAUGUACCGGCCUUAGGGGGUGAAGGCGAGGGCGAGUGGGAGGGGGUUAGGAGACGUUAUUGGACGCUAGAUCGUUAUCAACUGCCUGUUUGCAAGUUUUUGUGA
Molecule: messenger RNA, 1317 nt
Organism: Venustampulla echinocandica
Lineage: Eukaryota; Fungi; Ascomycota; Leotiomycetes; Helotiales; Pleuroascaceae
Product: Arginine N-methyltransferase 2
Exons: 1
Coding region: 1-1317 (438 amino acids)
Biological process (GO): peptidyl-arginine methylation
Cellular component (GO): nucleus; cytoplasm
Molecular function (GO): protein arginine N5-methyltransferase activity
Source: RefSeq, a predicted model, not a curated record